Molecule: messenger RNA, 1641 nt
Organism: Symbiodinium sp. CCMP2456
Lineage: Eukaryota; Dinophyceae; Suessiales; Symbiodiniaceae
Source: the annotation of a GenBank genome assembly
AUGCCGGGGUCGCGUCCUAUUCCCAGUCUGACGGUGACUUUCCCGGCCGGAUUUCAUAUUGGUGGCCUUGCAACCCCGCCCUUCCCAGCGGCUGUGGAAACUAUGCUGAGUACGUUAGCUUCUCGUUCCUCUACCUUCCAGUCUUUGCAGCCUCUACACCAGUUUGUCCCUGCGAACGCGAGGCGCCGUGUAACUGCAUAUCUGCUGAGCCAUCCGCAGUUCCUGGAUGCAGAGCUGGUAAAGCGCAUUAUGGAAGAAUGGCGGGGCGACACUACUCCUGCCAACAGUGAGGGGGUGACUAUCUCAACGUCCGUAGGGGACCUGCGCAUCUCUCUGGCUUCGCGACUUGUCAGGCAGCUUGCCACGCCCAGUGCUACGGUUACGCCUUUCAGUGUUGAGUCGUCGAACGACCCAGCCCCUCCGUUUGGGGGCUUGCCUCCGUCUGCUCCCUCGGCUGAAGAUGUUGGUUCUCUGCCCUUACCUGUGCCCUUGGUGAGUCGCGAGGAACCUCUUCGCCCUGUGCCGACUGAGGUCAUGCCUUCGUCUGCUCCAUUGGCUGAAGGUGUUAGUUCUUUGCCCUACCCGGUGUCCUUGGAGAGCCGCGAGGCUGGCAACGACCUGACCCCUGGUAGGGAGCAGCCGGGGGCAUUGCCCAAAGUGGGAGAGGUUGGCGAGAUCGUGGUGCAGUGCAUUGAUGACAACACAUUCGAUGCUAUCAUGGAUGUGUUCAAAAACGAGCCCCACUACGAGGACAUACAGGCGCAGGAUGUCCUUAGCUUCAUUCCGAAGGGCCUCAUUUUGCACCCCAUGAAGCUGGGAUGGUUAUCAUGUCGCAACACCGACCUCUUCGUCGACAACAGCACCGUCCCCACCUCCCUGGUUGCCUACGCAGUCAGCAAGCGAGACUGGCCAAAUUGCGGAUCAACCGCCGAAGGUGACGGUGUCUGCGGCUACCUUCCAGCUUCGACACAGCCUGGGCAUGCCUCCCCUGCCUACCCAGAGCACUGGGUAGAGGUGCCCCCUGUCUCUACGACUCCUGCCAGCGCGGAGGUCUCGAGAACGGCAGGGCACAUUGUGCAGCCUAUCACGCAGCAGCAGGGCCCAUUGGCCGGGGAUGCGACGUCUACGACAAUACCGGCGGACCAACUCAAGGUGGUCAAAUACCGUGGCCCCAUCGAAGUCACGGAGCUGCUGGGAUAUGAAGCUGGACCAUCCAUCCAGUCCAGAGACGCAGAAGUUCCAAAAAGGCAACGGAUUGUGCAGGAAUGUCAAUCCGAUGCCUUCUUCGAGUGGAUGCACGCUCUGGCCACAAUCCUGCUGUUCAACGAGUCGCUCAUUCUGGGUGGCCUCAGGUCCACAGAACUGACGGAACUGUGGAAUCGCCGCAUCGCGACUCUCAGCAAAGUUCCGUGGAUAUUUGGGCCCCUCCUGCUCGUUCGCAACGUCACUCACAAAACCUCAUGGAUGGAGGCAAUGACAGCCCGUCUGGUGGAUGACGACAAGGGUCGCACAACGGUGUCCCUUUUAACGCCUGGCGGCUCGCAGAGCCUGGCUACGGUCACCACCUCCUUCGGGAUACUGGGAGGUCUCUUCAGAAACAUGUGGGACAGGGACGAGAUGGCAGCACUCCUAGGGUCCUAG